Molecule: messenger RNA, 2740 nt
Organism: Microstroma glucosiphilum
Lineage: Eukaryota; Fungi; Basidiomycota; Exobasidiomycetes; Microstromatales; Microstromataceae
Product: putative beta-glucosidase
Exons: 4
Coding region: 190-2634 (814 amino acids)
Biological process (GO): glucan catabolic process
Molecular function (GO): beta-glucosidase activity
Source: RefSeq, a predicted model, not a curated record
CACACCCAGAGCUCCACUCGUCAGCUUCUUCUCCCCCCCUCCCUCUGCCAUCCUCUCCCAUGACCUGACUCCUUCCUUCCUUUCUUCCUUCCUUUACCUUCUUCGUUCACUUUUCCCCUUUUCACUGGAUUCCUUCACUGGACUCCCUCACCCUCUUCCUUCACUCCCUCUUCGCUCACCCCUCACACUAUGAGGCUUCUCACACACGCUAGUCUCCUCUUCCUCGCUGCAGGCUCCCUCGCCACAGCAGCGCCCCUCGAUGAUGAUCCCACUCUCCUGCUGCGCGACUGGGCCAGUCUCUCACCUCUCCGACGGCAGCAGCAAGACAACAAUGCCACCGCGGGCUCCUAUACUGGACCCUACGCUUCCGGUGGUGCGUGGACCGAUGCAUACUCUCAAGCAAAGGCGCUCAUUGCACAGAUGACAAUCGAGGAAAAAGUCAACAUCACGACCGGGCACAGUGGACCAUGUGCUGGUAAUAGUGGUGCAGUACCUCGCCUAGGAAUCUCGCCCCUCUGUCUGCAGGACGGCCCAACUGGAGUACGCCCCGCCCGCCGCACCUCCCAAUUCCCUCAAGAGGUGACCAUGGCAGCCGCUUGGGAUCGAGACCUGGCCGCAGAGCGUGCCCAGGGCAUUGCAGAGGAGAUGCACGACAAGGGCGUCAACUUCUGGCUCGGUCCAGUCACAGGCGGACCUCUUGGACGAUCUGCUCUUGCAGGGCGCAACUUCGAAGGUUUCAGCCCGGAUUCCUACCUUAGCGGCGAGAACUCUUUCGCCAGCGUACGGGCAGCACAGGAGGUGGGCGUCGUCACCGUUGCGAAGCAUUUCAUUGCCUAUGAGCAGGAAACCUUCCGCGACGCCUACUCGCCCAAUCAGACCGUCAUUGAUGCGAGUGGGGAGAACUAUCAAAGGGUUCUGAACCAGCUGCCCAUAGACUCUCAACUUGACGAUAGAGCCACGCACGAGGCGUACAUGUGGUCCUUUGCCGAAGCAGUCCGUGCAGGUACGGGGUCGGUGAUGUGCUCCUACAAUCGCGUCAACGACACCCACUCAUGCUCCAACUCUUACGCAAUGAACGAGCUUCUGAAGGGAGAGCUCGGCUUUCAGGGGUCCGUCGUGUCUGACUGGGGAGGCACUUGGUCCACUAUCCAUUCUGCCCUUGCGGGCUUAGAUUUGACAAUGCCUGGUCAGGGCUACGGCGGUAUCUUUGGAGACUUUUUCGACGGCUCUCUCAUCGACGGUGUACAGAAUGGAGCAGUGCCCGAAUCACGACUGGACGACAUGGUGCUGCGCAUCCUUGGACCUGCUAUCCACUUCCAAGGCAACUUCACCGAGUCGUACCCUGCUCCGACCUUCGAUAUCAAUGAUGUCAAUGGCCCGACCAACAACGUACGACGUGACCAUUACAAGGUCAUCGACCGGAUUGGGCAAGAGUCUGUCACCCUACUCAAGAACAACCGAACGCUUGGUAAUCAUUACGGUCUUCCUCUCCGCAACAAGAAAGACAUCUCGUCCAUUGCCAUCUUGGGUGAGGACUCUGGCCCCAAGAUUCAUGGCUACACCUCAUGCGGAGACUUUGGCACAGCCUGUGCUUUCGACACGCCACCUGGGCAGAACGGGACGCUGAGCGCAGGCGGCGGAUCGGGCUGGUCGUAUCCUCCUUAUGUCUCAGAUCUCCUUGCCGCAGUCAGUUUCGAGGCUCGUAGCGGAGGGUUCGACAUUAAUUCUGAUACGGACAGCUACAACUUGGCAGGAGCAGCAGCACAGGCUGCAAAGUCUGAGGUAGCCAUGGUUUCUGUCAACGCCUAUGCGCGUGAGGGCAGCGAUAGGCAGAACCUCACGCUCUUUGGUGGUGGCGAUGCGCUGAUUGAAGCAGUCGCAGCCGUCAACAACAACACCAUCGUUGUCAUUCAUGCUCCUGGGCCAGUGCUUUUGGAAGAAUGGGUGGACCACCCAAACAUUACCUCUGUGCUUUUUGCAUACUACCCCGGUCAAGAAGCCGGCAAUUCUCUCAUCCCGGUCCUCUGGGGUGACGUCUCUCCCUCUGGCCGUCUUCCCUUCACGAUUGCCAAAUCCGCCGACGACUAUCCGGACAUUCAGCGCAACUACUCCCUCGACCCUAGCGUCUACUUUGAAGAGAGUACCGAUAUAGACUACAAGCUCUUUGAGAGACGCGGUGUUGAGCCUCGAUACCACUUUGGGCACGGGCUCAGCUACACUACCUUUUCUUUUGACUCAUUGAGUGUGCAGUACAACUACAGCGCCGAUUCUACCUCGAUGCAGAAGACCAAUGAGCACUUUGACGCCACGUAUGGACAGGGCGACUCGGUGUACGACCAGCUGCUCACCGCAAGCGUCUCGGUGACCAACGAAGGGAGCGUGGCGGCAAAGGCGGUCCCACAGCUGUACGUCACCCUCGACGGUGUGCACAAUCUGCGCGGAUUCGAAAAAGUGCUCAUCCAGCCAGGAGAGACUGUCAAGGUGCACUUCUCCCUCAGAAGGAAAGACGUCAGUCGAUGGAGUGUAAAGAGGCAGGAGUGGUACAUUCCCGAUGGGGACCUCUUGUUCCAAGUGGGCAAGAGUGUAGGACAUUUGAGCACAAAGGCAACUUUUGCCUUUACUGCCAAUCAGUAAGCGAGAUUAGUAAAAAGGACGGACACUCUCUACAUUUCUCUAUGACCUGUAUUCAAGCAUGAACACUAAGUCUGAAAAAAGAAUUUACAAUGAGCAUGGAAACAUU